UACCACUGGUUCCGCCGCCUCAGGAACCUCGCUCACUGGGAUCCUCACUUCUCUGCUGCGGGCGGGGGGCGGCGGCGGCGGCGGCGGCGGCAGCAGCAGCAGCAGCAGCAGCAGCAGCAGAGAAGGAGGAGGCGGCCGUGAUGCUGAGUUCCCGGGCGCAGGCAGCGAGGACGGCGGCCGACAAGGCCCUCCAGCGCUUCCUGCGUACCGGGGCGGCCGUCAGAUACAAAGUCAUGAAGAACUGGGGAGUGAUAGGCGGAAUUGCUGCUGCUCUUGCAGCAGGAAUAUAUGUUAUUUGGGGUCCCAUUACAGAAAGGAAGAAGCGGAGAAAAGGGCUGGUGCCGGGGCUCGUCAACUUAGGGAACACCUGCUUCAUGAACUCGCUGCUGCAGGGCUUGUCUGCCUGUCCCGCCUUCGUCAAGUGGCUGGAAGAGUUCACCACCCAGUACUCUAGGGACCAGCAGGGGCCACACACACACCAGUGCCUGUCCUUGACACUGCUGAACCUCCUGAAAGCUUUGUCCUGCCAAGAAGUCACCGAGGAUGAGGUCUUGGAUGCAAGCUGCCUGCUGGAUGUCUUGAGGAUGUACAGAUGGCAGAUCUCUUCCUUUGAAGAACAGGAUGCUCACGAGUUAUUCCAUGUCAUCACCUCAUCACUGGAAGACGAGCGAGACCGCCAGCCUCGAGUCACUCAUCUGUUUGAUGUUCAUUCCCUGGAGCAGCAGUCAGAAACGACGCCCAGACAAGUCACCUGCCACACGAGAGGGUCUCCUCACCCCACGUCCAAUCACUGGAAGUCUCAACACCCUUUCCAUGGAAGACUUACUAGUAAUAUGGUGUGCAAGCACUGUGAGCACCAGAGUCCUGUUCGAUUUGAUACCUUUGACAGCCUUUCCCUCAGUAUUCCAGCUGCCACUUGGGGGCACCCGCUGACGCUGGACCACUGCCUUCAUCAUUUCAUCUCAUCCGAGUCAGUGCGAGACGUUGUGUGUGACAACUGUACCAAGAUUGAGGCUAAAGGAGCGUUGACUGGGGACAAGGUAGAGCACCAGAGGACCACUUUCGUUAAGCAGCUGAAGCUGGGAAAGCUGCCCCAGUGCCUCUGUAUCCAUCUCCAGCGCCUCAGCUGGUCCAGCCAUGGCACGCCCUUGAAGCGGCAUGAGCAUGUGCAGUUUAACGAGUUCCUGAUGAUGGACUUCUAUAAGUACCGCCUCCUGGGACACAAACCCAGUCAGCAUGGCCCCAAAGCCAGCGAGAACCUAGGGUCUGCCCUGGAACUGCAGGACACACAAGCAGCCCCGAAGCCAGGUCUGAGCCAGCCAGGGGCCCCCAAGACACAGAUUUUUAUGAAUGGCGCCUGUUCCUCGUCUCUGUUACCAGCCCUGCCCUCCCCGGUGGCCUUCUCUCUGCCGGUGGCUCCUGACUACAGCUCCUCCACAUACCUAUUCCGCUUGAUGGCAGUUGUCGUCCACCAUGGAGACAUGCACUCUGGACACUUUGUCACCUAUAGGCGGUCACCACCUUCAGCCAAGAACCCUCUCUCAACCAGCAACCAAUGGCUGUGGAUUUCCGAUGACACCGUCCGCAAGGCCAGCCUGCAGGAGGUCUUGUCUUCUAGUGCUUACCUGCUGUUCUAUGAGCGAGUUCUGUCAAGGGUACAGCAGCAGGGCCGGGAGUACAGGGCUGAGGAGUGACAGGCCAGCCCAGAGCCGGGGCCCAUGGUGAGGCCCACAGUCCAUGCGUACACGUGCAAGCCAGCCCCUCUAGAGCCCCUCAGCCUUCUGUGUAUUCUGAGAGCAGGCUCCACAUGGGAGCCAGUCCUACGCAGCGCUGCCAGGGUGUACCAGAAGGUGUCCUCGUGUGGGGAUAGCAUCCAUUGUGACACAGGUCAUUAAAAGAAACAGACUCCAGGAGCCACCCUUUCUAUACUGUAAUAUGCUAGGUGUUAUCAGAGGGCACUGCCUUUGUCUGAUCCUCUGACAUUUCAGCAUAGAUCUUUAUUUUUUAAUAAGAGGCCCAUAAAUAAUAUUGACAAGAAUUAGUGAAAUUAUUAAAGGCAACAAUUCAGAAGAAAAGUGCCUUUCCCUUCCAGUUGUUCUGAGCACAGGCAUGACCUAAGAGUCAUGGGCAUGAUGUUGGGAAAGCCCUCGUGCUUCCCAGUUCCUUGGAGGUAAAAAGGAUGAUUAAGAAUGCCUCAACAGCACGGUGGCUCACGCUGGAAUCCCAGCACUCAGAGGCUGAGGCAGGAGGAUCACUGCAAGUUCUGGGCCAGCCUGGGCUACAUAGUAAAACCUUGUCUCCUUCCACAAAGCCUCAAGAACACCUCCCCACCUUAGGGUAUGCCUUUUGGAAUCUUCAGUUCUUUAUGUGUAGUCAAGGUCACUUGCCGAUCCCACCUGGAUGAGAGGUGGUCCUAGCCUCUUCCAAAACUGUGAUGUCUACACUGCUGCUCUCUGCUACCUAAGAUGGCUCGCUUGCUGUUAUCAGUUGCCCAUAACAGGGUUUACAGGCAAGAGCCUGGGCAAGGUGACCUAAGAGCUGAGCCGGGAAGAGAGUGCACUGGCCAGGACUGCAAUCUCUCUGAACCUUGCUUUCUUAGAGGUCAGUGAGAAGGAAAGCAGCGUGACGUCUGAACAGAACUGUGUAGUGGCAUCUUGUUCUGCCAGUGGACUUGGGGUGGUGGCCACACAUUAGGGUACACUGGGCAUUUUCUUCCCUUCUCAGAUAAGAUUCACAAAGCCCAGGGAUGGAGAAUCUCAAUGGCACAAUAGUACCUAUGUGUUAGCUAAAUUUGUAAUUAAAAAAUGAAACCAAACCAAAAUCGGAUUGACGCUUCUAAGAUUUGGAAGCAGACCUAUCCAGAGGCCGCUGAGAUACGGCCAAGGACGUGUGUUCUCCGCAACAGUAAGCUGACAGACAUUCCAGAUGUGCCUGGGCAUCAGCUUUGAGAUCAGGUCUCACUGUGCACCCUGAGGACUCAGACUCUGAGACUGCUGUGCUUGUCCCUCCAAGCCAUGGCUCCCACAGCAGGAGCGGCUGAACCACCUGUGCGGCCCAGGCGGCCCCCAGACCUGGCUUUUGGGCUGAGGCGAAUGCACAAGUGCUCGGUCACUUGGAUUACUUGUGAUCUUAGAUCACUUUGCAGGGCUGUAGGCUCCAGUCGUUGGUACUGCCACUCGUUCCAAGUCAGCGAGGGAGGAAGAGGUGACCAAGGACAAGUGUGGGAUGCUGUAAACCUGACCGAGUGCUACUGUCUUUCCUCAUUUUGUAAAUUAUUAGACAUUAGGUAGCGACCAAUGAUGAUUUCUAGGUUUAAGUUAUUCAUAGUAGGUAGCGUCUUCCUGGAAAAACCUAAGUUAAGCUAGUACUUAUGCUGUAGGCUGCUGAGUGUGGAGCUGCUAAAGGCAUUUUUGUAUCUGCUGUGUCUAUAGCAAUAAAGACGGUUUGUUAGGAAA
Messenger RNA from Mesocricetus auratus (golden hamster), 3455 nucleotides. It is a transcript of the gene Usp30, whose product is annotated as ubiquitin specific peptidase 30. The record is from RefSeq and is a predicted model, not a curated record. NCBI's taxonomy places the organism in Eukaryota, Metazoa, Chordata, Mammalia, Rodentia, Cricetidae. Gene Ontology annotation, cellular component: cytosol; nucleus. The transcript has 13 exons. Gene Ontology annotation, molecular function: cysteine-type endopeptidase activity; cysteine-type deubiquitinase activity. The coding region runs from base 141 to 1694 and encodes 517 amino acids. Gene Ontology annotation, biological process: protein deubiquitination.